UUCAGUCCUGUGGCGAAGAUCAUUUACAAUUGCUAAAAGGUUACACAGGACGUUUGGGUGUGUUUCACAGGUCGCAGUGAUAAUUUAUGGGGAUAUGGUUGAAAGAGUGAACGAACAGUGAGAGGAUUUUGUUUCUCCGUAGUGUGCGUGUGGAAGAUUGAAAACUGAGCGAUUUGUUUAUUCCGUCGGGUGCGUGUGGCAGAGUGAACACUAAGCGGAUUUGUUUUCUCCGUCGGAUGCGUGUUGAACAGUGGACACUGGGCGGAUCUGUUUUCUACGCCGUGUACUUCUGGAAGAGAGUGAACACUGGGAGGGUUGUACUUCUCCGCCGGGUGCGUGUGGCAGAGUGAACACUAGCCGGAUUUGUUUCUCCGCCGGGUGCGUGUGGCAGAGUGAACACUGGCCGGAUUUGUUUCUUCGUCGGGUGCGUGUUGAAGAGUGAACACUGGGCGGAUUUGUUUUCUACGUCGGGUACUUGUUUAACAGAGUCAACAUUGAGAGCAUUUUGUUUCUACGCCCACUGCGUGUGGAAGAGUAAGUACUUUUGUUGAAAAGUGAACACUGACUGGAUUGGUUUCUCCGUCGGACGCGUGUGGAAGUGUGAACACUGACUGGAUUUGUUUCUCCGUCGGUUGCGUGUUAAAGAGUGAACACCGAGUGGAUUUUGUUUCUCCACCUGGUGGGUGUGGAGGAUUGGACACUGUUUGGAUUUAUCACUCUCUUGUUUGAUUGUCCACCUAUUAGUAAUUAAUAGAUUGUUGUUGUUUUUCGAGGGUGGUUUGUCAGACAAGUUGUCUUUAUUGUAUUUAUUAUAUUACGCACGCGCAGUUGUCUUUCCUGUGGGAGUAAACCGGUGUACCCACGAGGAGUAAACCCAUGUGAUUGAGAAGGUGCCUCUAUCUCCACGCCGUAUACGCUCACUCUACGACCACAAGCCAGGGGUGACCGACCAGCUAGAACUCAAAACGCAACACUCUAGACCACUAAGACAUCCCAUUAACCCUAACUAUCAGAACAGUUCUCUUAUUAAUGAUAUCAAGAUGACGAAGGAAGUUAACGGUUCCAAGACAAGUCUGAGUGAAGGAGGCGGUGGUGUCAAAUUAGAAAAGUCUCUUAGCUUAUUCAACGGUGUUGCCAUUAUCGUGGGUUCUAUCGUAGGCGGGGGAAUUUUCAUCUCUCCGAAGGGGGUGUUGCAGGAAGCGGGUUCUGUCGGGUUUUCAAUGAUAAUAUGGGCUCUAUGUGGAAUGAUCUGCCUUGUCGGUGCCAUGUGCUACGCUGAAUUAGGGACAUGUAUUCUGAAGUCUGGUGCCGAUUAUGCGUAUAUCAGGGAAGGCUUUGGAGGUCUUCCAUCGUUUUUAUAUCUGUGGGUAGCUUUGAUUGUUAUAUUUCCAACCGGCAAUGCCAUUACGGCACUGACAUUUUCAAACUACAUUUUAAAACCUUUUUUUCCUGAUUGUGAUAUUCCAGAGGUUGCUGUGAGUUUGUUAGCCGCUCUUUGCAUAACUUUAUUAACAGUUAUAAAUUGUGCGAGUGUAAAAUGGGCGGCAAAAGUACAAGAUAUAUUCACAAUCAGCAAGGUUGUAGCGUUACUUAUUAUAAUUGUCACUGGACUCGUCUUCCUCUUCAUGGGAUCAAACGAAAGUUUUAAAGAACCAUUUCAAGGCUCAACUACAGAAGCCAGUAAAUUUGCCAUGGCGUUUUACUCUGGGUUAUAUGCGUAUGCUGGAUGGAAUUGUUUAAAUUUUGUAACAGAAGAACUAAAAGAUCCAUACAAGAAUUUACCUCGAGCUAUCUGGAUAUCGUUGCCGUUAGUUACAACUAUAUAUAUUCUAGCUAAUAUCGCAUAUCUAGUUAUAUUAUCACCAGCGGAACUUAUAGCAUCUGAUGCCGUAGCUGUGACGUUUUCUAAUCGCACACUUGGUGUCAUGUCAUGGAUUAUGCCGAUAUUUGUUGCCAUGUCAACGUUUGGUAAUUUAAAUGGUUGUAUAUUCACACAAGCAAGGUUGUUUUUUGUUGGAGCUCGUUAUGGACAUUUACCUGGAUUUUUAGCUACCAUCAACCCUAAAUUAAUGACACCUGUGCCAGCUAUAAUGUUUGGUUGUAUAAUGUCACUGAUUAUGUUGUGUUCAAGUGAUAUAUAUGCGUUAAUUAAUUACGCUGCGUUUGUUGAAACGUUAUGUAUUGGUGUAUCUGUAGCAGCGUUACUCAUGCUACGGUAUACACGACCAGACAUGGAACGACCAAUUAAGGUACAUAUCAUAUUUCCUAUAUUUUUUCUGUUGAUUAUAAUAUUCCUGAUUAUAACACCGUUAACAUCUAGUCCAAUGGAAUGUUUGAUGGGUAUUGCCGUGAUGUGUACUGGUAUACCAGUCUAUGUUGUCGCUGUCAUGUGGUCUAAAAAACCUCAAGUCUUUGAAAAUUAUCACAAAAAAUUCUCACUAUUCAUCCAGAAAUGUUUUUAUGUGGUGGCUGAGGAUAUAGAAGAGAUAAAAAUGGACUAAAUCUAAUUAAUUUAUAGCUCCUUGGUAAUCUUUUAAUUCUUUACACCUUUACUCUAACAUUAUUGUCAAAUAUUCGGAAGAAUUUGGCAAUACCAUAUUUAGUGCCAUUUGUUGGACGUUGGUGUGAGUCCGGAGGAAAAGUCCUAGAAAUUGUGAUUCUGAGAUGAAAAUAAUUGAAAUUCUAUUAAUUUCAAUAACGGGAACCGUUUGAUAUGUUUUCAAUCUGAUUAAAAUCCAGAUCUAUAUUUCGUUUCUUUUUUUUAUACUUUCGAUGGCCUACACUACAUGAAGUUCUCGCAAGUUGUACUUGGAGGUCACGUCAGAUGUCAUACGAGCGACUUUUGACCCUAUGACGUCAGACAUUUGAUUAACCACUCAGCAUUUGUGUUUCUAAUGGAUUAACCACAGUUCCGUGCACCACACGCCAAAAGCUCGCCGUAAUCCUCACAUCAUCCAAAACACGUCACUGAUAACAAAGACAAGUAAAACGAAAUUUUGAACUAUAAAAAACGAAACGAAAUAGGAUUUGUGUUUUAAUCAGAUUGAUAUGUUUUAAAAUAAAGAGUAUAUUAUAUCAGUGUGGUGUGUUGUUACGUUGGUGAUUCCCUGGUUGUACGUGACAAGGGGUAGGGUCGCCUGUCCAUCCUCGUGGGUUUUCUGCGGGAAUCCGGUUUCCGCCCAAUACUAAAGAUCCCUACGCAUAAGAGAAUUAUUGAAAUACAAUUGAACCAUAUGUUAGUCCCGAAAUGACCUAGCUUGUGUCGAGUGGACGUUAAUCCCCAUUUCCCCCUCUCUUAAUGCCAGGUUCCCACUGUCGUGCGGUGCGUUACGAUUGUCCCUAUUGAGUCCACGAUCUGGUAUGUGUAGAUACGCUCGGAUACGUUUCGAUACGAUCAACACGAUUGCUGCAACUGACCUCAAUAUAUGAUCAGACCCAAUAGGAUCAUAACGAUAACUCCACGAUUAAAACGUAGCGUGAAUCGUGAUAGUGGGAACCUAGAAAAAUACAAGAAAUUGUAAACGUAUAUUUAUUGUAAUGGUUUUUUUAGUGUGUUUAUUUGUAGUUAUAUUGACCAGGUCCUAUAAAUAAUUAUAAACUUUUAUCUAUGUUCCCCGUGGCUAGAUUAUAAACUUUUAUCUAUAUAAUGACUGGGUUUCAUAUACUUUUUAUCUAUAUUCACUUUAUAUUCACUUUACCCCAUCAAUUUUUAUUACUCUGAUCUCAUAAUAACUGUUAUCUAUUUUUACCUUCGUAUAAUUAACAUUUACCUUCGAUUAAUUAACAUUUACCUGGCUAUAUCAUAUUUAUUUUAAUGAAUGCAUCAUAUUUAAUAACCGAAUGUACA
Patella vulgata (common limpet) is the source of this 3847-nucleotide messenger RNA. Its product is annotated as large neutral amino acids transporter small subunit 2-like. The record is from RefSeq and is a predicted model, not a curated record. The transcript is spliced from 10 exons. Gene Ontology annotation, cellular component: membrane. NCBI's taxonomy places the organism in Eukaryota, Metazoa, Mollusca, Gastropoda, Patellidae. The coding region runs from base 1041 to 2501 and encodes 486 amino acids. Gene Ontology annotation, molecular function: L-amino acid transmembrane transporter activity. Gene Ontology annotation, biological process: amino acid transmembrane transport.